UUGUGAUUUUACUCAGUGACGCACAGGUUACUAGAGAUCUUUGAAGUGCUUCUGGAUUUUUGUGAGUACAAAAUAUUUUCUCUGGCCUGCUCGGGGAUCACUUCGUUCGCCACAUAAUCUAAGAUUCAGACACGGACCUCACCAGUGAGAUGCUUUUACCAGUCUCCUAUAAUUUUUCAUCACCACACGUUCCUAACAACGCCCGUUCCCUGCCCUUCAACUCCUAUCUUCCCAUGCCAUCGCCUGGUUCUCAUUUCCCUUCACUCGCCCUGCCCUCCCUGCUUCAUCCGACCUCCCUUAGACGUUUGCCACCUAGAGCAGGCCAUGCCCACUUGCCUAGAAGACCUCCACCGGAAAAAACCAGGUCACCGUCAGGAUAUACGUCUUUUACGUCCGUCCUUGACCCACUGGGCAUCCUAUCAUCCUCAACAGGAUUUGCCAAGAAGUCGCAGAGGAUCAAGGAGGAACCAAAGGAUAAAAUGCCAACGACCACCCAAGCGCCCUCUCUCGUGUACAUUCCUGACGGAGGUCAGGGGCCAUGUGGAGACCACCAGGACUCAGGGUUCAACGCCUACAGCUUCAUAGGGUUCCUCUUGGGUGUCGUCAAUAUUGUAACCCAGGUAGCCAAUAACGUGAAUAACAACCUGAACAACAACAAUAAUAACAACAACAAUAACAACAACAACCUUGGAAAUAUCAACGCAGCUAAUAGUAAUUCGAAUCAGAACAACGAUAAUUCGGUUGAUAUUCCUGCAGCGAUGGGAGGACGAAGGAGACGUCACUCCGAGGAUAUGGUUGCUGAGGAAGGGAAUGGAGCCACACCUAUGGGGAAGGAGGGAUGUAUGGCGGCCGAUGUUGCCAUACCUUUCUUGAGGUGACGCCUCACCACUUUACUUGAAUCGUCUCUUCGAUGAUUGUUCUAAUAUCUGAAUAGUCCAUAAAUAUGUUAUACAUCCAGUUCCCUAGCUCAAGGAAACUAAAUAUUCUUUAAAUGAUAUAGUUUUUUUCUAUUUUUCAGGGCUUACUACAUGAUACA
Messenger RNA from Macrobrachium nipponense, 1036 nucleotides. RefSeq names its product ras guanine nucleotide exchange factor P-like. The record is from RefSeq and is a predicted model, not a curated record. Bases 150 to 878 code for a protein of 242 amino acids. Lineage: Eukaryota; Metazoa; Arthropoda; Malacostraca; Decapoda; Palaemonidae. The transcript is spliced from 4 exons.